CAGGAGGUGGUCGCCUGAUAGACAGGAUGCGCAAGUGGUAUUAUAAUGCAGCUGGAUUCAACAAGCUUGGACUAAUGCGAGAUGAUACCUUGUAUGAAGAUGAUGAUGUAAAAGAAGCACUGAGGAGACUUCCUGAACAUCUUUAUAAUGAAAGAAUAUUUCGCAUAAAGCGAGCACUUGACUUAAGCCUGAAACAUCGGAUCCUUCCAAAAGACCAGUGGGUGAAAUACGAAGAGGAUAAGCAUUAUCUUGAACCGUACCUAAAAGAAGUAAUCCGUGAAAGACUCGAAAGAGAAGCAUGGAACAAGAAAUAACUAUUGAACUACUUCAUGCAAAUACCCACGUAUUUCUGAUAUUUUUAAACAUUUGGUUAUAGAGGUCUACAGGGAGGCAAAUGUGAGUCUGAGGAAUACUGUUUCAGCUUGUUCAUUGAAACUGUUCAUCCAACUAAAAUAAACAUGUCAAAGUAUAAAA
This is a messenger RNA of Chaetura pelagica (chimney swift), 474 nucleotides long. RefSeq names its product cytochrome b-c1 complex subunit 7. The record is from RefSeq and is a predicted model, not a curated record. Gene Ontology annotation, biological process: mitochondrial electron transport, ubiquinol to cytochrome c. The transcript is spliced from 3 exons. Lineage: Eukaryota; Metazoa; Chordata; Aves; Apodiformes; Apodidae. The coding region runs from base 27 to 314 and encodes 95 amino acids.